This is a messenger RNA of Tauraco erythrolophus (red-crested turaco), 385 nucleotides long. NCBI's taxonomy places the organism in Eukaryota, Metazoa, Chordata, Aves, Musophagiformes, Musophagidae. The record is from RefSeq and is a predicted model, not a curated record.
CCCCUUCAAGGCGGUGUGGGACUGGCUCAUCCUCCUCCUCGUCAUCUACACCGCCAUCUUCACGCCCUACUCGGCCGCCUUCCUGCUGCACGAGCAGGAGGAGGCGCAGCGGCACCACUGCGGGUACUCCUGCAGCCCCCUCCACGUCGUCGACCUCAUCGUCGACAUCAUGGUCAUCACCCUCAACGUCGUCGACCUCAUCGUCGACAUCAUGUUCAUCAUCGACAUCCUCAUCAACUUCCGCACCACCUACGUCAACUCCAACGAGGAGGUGGUCAGCCACCCCGCCAAGAUCGCCAUCCACUACUUCAAGGGCUGGUUCCUCAUCGACAUGGUCGCCGCCAUCCCCUUCGACCUCCUCAUCUUCGGCUCCGGCUCUGAGGAG